GUCAGUUGUCCUGCAGAACAAACUGAUGCUCGUUGUGCAAAGAUCAACAUCGCAGAUCCGAUCAUUACACUUCUCCUUGGUAGAGUAGUAUCUUCAAGAAAACUUGGUGAUCACCAUGCGUGGCUCACCAGACGUUCACCAGGUCAACUCUACGGACGCGCUAAAGGCAUCUGGGUCACGUCUUUCUCGAGAGCUUGACAUCAGUGAAUGCGACUCGCCGCCAUCUGCCCGUGCCCACGCGCAGCGAAAGCGCUUCCUCAAGCGGCGUUCUCCCAAGGCUUCAGGCGCGGGAUGCAAAUCUGUUACAGAUCUGUUUCCGUCGCUAACGGCAGACGAGAGUGAUGGCUCACCGUCAAUGCUUCGGAGAGCUUCCCACUCGGAAGCCGAACAGUUGCCAUGCUUUAUGACAAUAACUUUAGAAGGAACUGUGGACGUGAAGACGAGCACGUUUGUGCCGUCGAAGUUCGUCGGCCAUUGCACUGUUGAUGGGGACGGCACACCACUCCCGUCGUGUCAGCUUCCGCUGGACUGGACCAGUCGCUUUUGGCGCAAGGCGGCUGAAUCGAACGAGACUGAGCUUGCUGCUGAUAGCUCUAACCACGGGACGACAUCUUCACGGGAAAUGGAGAAUACGCCGGAGUUGCCACGCAGACUCGUGCGCCAGAAGUCGGCCAGCUUCAGCGCGAGUAGCCGCAGCAAGACGCCAUACAGGCAUCGCCUGACAAGAAUGAAUGCUGAGGACCCUGUAACGACACCUCCCAUAUCCAGACCAGUGUCCGCAUCAAGCAGCCCCCUCGUCACUAAGCGGCCAGUUAUGGAAGUCAAGAGCCUUCCGCCUGCGAAACUACUGCAGCGCAGAGUUGAAGAAUGUUAUCAUCCCAAGUUUGGGAGCUCAACGUAUCCUAGGUCCUCCCCUGAACGCCUACACCAAAGCAAAGGAACAUAUCCCAGUGCCAAUGCUCGAUACCCAAGCGCCGGGUACACAAGUGAUCCAUUCGAGAGCGAAGAAGAAGAUGAGGAGGAGGAUGAGGAGGAGGAGCAAGAUGGCUAUCUUCUGCUCCAAGGUGAUCACCAUCCGUUUCCGAGGAUUCGUGGCGAGUCUUUCCUAGUGACAGGCUGUUCAAAGGAUGAGAAGCCCGUGCCGCCGCCACGCCUCUUACCCAGGACUGAGACGUGCAGCAUUGGCUCAACAACAUCUCUACCCGACUGUGCAUGCAGUCGAUGUCAGGCACCGCCACUCCCGCCUCGCCGAAACAAUGGAACCAGCUCUCCUCCGCUGGCUUCAACAUCACACCAUGACACAAUCAAAACUCUACCUCCAGCAUGCGACGAUGAAGGUUAUCUUCUUCUAGAACGGCCACAAUUAUGGAAAAGACAGGACUCGGCGGCAACGGAAUACACCAGCUUAGAACGACGUUCCUUUUCUCUCUCUGACCUAUGUGCUGAUGUCACGUCUCUAGAUACUUCUCGGACACGGUUCACCAAACAUUCUGACGCGAACUGACCAGUGAAGUCAAAGCACAAUUCUCUCCAGAUUUAGUCUUCAGAAUCGUACAGAACAUUCUUCAAGUAAUGGCAUAGCCGAGGCACAGUGUUGCUCUCAUCAGAUAUCUUGUCAGUGUGUUGUGAUUUUCAAAAGAAUCAAGCUUCUAUUGCUAUAAUCAAGCUUCUCUUGUAAUGAUCGAGUCAGGAAUACUUUCAAUAUUGAGUUUGACUUUCUCCAGUUUGAAGAAAUGAUCACCGUUAACACUUAGUACUCCUGUCUGUCGUUCACUUGAGAAAGACCUUUAGUUCUUACAUGAACUUCUGUUUCCGGAGGCGGUCAGCUACAUGGCCAGGCCACCCUUGUCAAGUCCAAAAACAUUUAUACACGUCUUUCAAAUUAGAAAUUUUCUUGACCAUUUCAUUUACUUAAUAUUUUCUUAAAGUCGCUGAAUUAUUUAGUCGGAUUUCCCCGCCAAGUGCGCUCUCCGGCCGACCACGAACUUGUCCAAUGCUGCUGCUUAUCCUAUAAUGAUGAUCGUUGAGCACUAUGAGUAUAUCAGUCUUUCAGAUAGACGUACCAAACUAUAGUUUAUCAUAUUCUUGAUACAUGUUGACUCCACAUGUAUUUUAACUGAUGUGCAAUUUGUAAAAUAGAAAGCACGCAGAACUGGCAUUCGUCCACGCAGCAAUUACUCAAAUACCUAGACAGAAAUACCGCUGUGUUCAUGUGCGAUUCGAAAAAAGCGGAUCCAGAAUUCGCAACCACUGACCUGAA
Molecule: messenger RNA, 2260 nt
Organism: Sycon ciliatum
Lineage: Eukaryota; Metazoa; Porifera; Calcarea; Leucosolenida; Sycettidae
Exons: 4
Coding region: 116-1504 (462 amino acids)
Source: RefSeq, a predicted model, not a curated record